Messenger RNA from Drosophila bipectinata, 1042 nucleotides. RefSeq names its product Osiris 21 (gene Osi21). The record is from RefSeq and is a predicted model, not a curated record. Lineage: Eukaryota; Metazoa; Arthropoda; Insecta; Diptera; Drosophilidae. Gene Ontology annotation, cellular component: membrane.
AUUACCGUCGAGUGGUCGUCGAAUUCGGACUUCUUUAAAGAGGACACUGCAUCCAGGACAGCCGACUCCAUUUGCAAUCACACCACCAUGAAGCGUCCAGAGUGGCUGCUUCUUUUGGCGUUCGUGGCGACCGCCUCGGCGGCCGUUGCUCCAAGACGGAGACGUCACAGCACAGUAAUAGAGUCACCCACCUCGAGUCCCUCCGAUUGGGGCUUCGGCCUGGGCCCAGAGAUGAGUCUCGUUAGAAGGGUGUACGAUGAGUGCCAGGAUACCAACGACUUCAUCGGUUGCCUAAAACAGAAGGCUCUACAUGCGCUGACCCGUGCCCUCGACCAGGACUCCAUUAAGAUCGCCGAUGGUCUGGUGCUAGAAAAGCAGAACCACAGCGAAGCGGACAGCAUCCUGGGCUCUCUAACGGAUGCCCGUCAGUUCGGCAACCUGGCCCCCAUUGAUCGCGCCCUCUUGUCCAAGGCGGACAAGCUCAUACGGACGCACACUCUUAAGAUCGACAUCGCUGGCGGAGGAGACGAGGAUGCCAGCGUUGGGCGUGGCCACAAACACGGACAUAAGAAGAAAAAGCACAAGGAUGGCGGCCACAUAAAGUACGUGGUGGCAGCCUUACUCACCGCCAUGGGCAUCGCCGGUCCCUUAGGUCUCAAGGCUCUGGCGGCGAUUGCCGGCAAGGCGCUCGUCAUUAGCAAGGUUGCCCUGACCAUAGCAGGGAUCAUCGCGCUGAAGAAGCUAUUCUCGCACGACCACAGUGAGGAGACCAGCUUCCAGGUGCACGCUGGGGAUCACAACAGACGCAACACCUACGUGAUCCGGCCAGUGUCGAAGACGAAUAGCGGGGCAGCAGCUGGAACUGUGGGCGUAACGGCCGCCGGUGGCAGUUCCUCGGUGGAUCCAUAUCGCUACUACUAUGAGUACCACCAGCAGUAACGCCUGUUGCCUGUAUCGGGAGAAAUCUCUGCCCACGUCAGGCGGAGUUCUGAAGCAGCUAGGCAACCAAAGAACGAUCCAAAUUCAGCCGCUCCAAAUGGAG